CUCUGAAAGCCUCUUCUCUUCUCUUCUUUUUGCGAUUCCCUCACUCUUGUCUUUCAUUGACGAAGAGCAAGCGACUUUGAGCAAGCAAAACUUGAGCUCGAGUACCUUAUCUACAAGAUAUCGACAAACACACCAGCCCACUAGUUUUCGCGCGGACCCAACCCCGACUCUUCAUUCGAGUCGCGCUUGAUUGGCUUACCACCUUUUACAUAACCACAACCAUAAACCAACCCACCCGCCAUGUCUGCUGCCCCCGCCCAAGAAACGCAGCCAGAGACUGCUACUGCUCCUGCUCCUGCUGCUGAGGCUCCUCGUCCAGCCAUCGCCGCUGACGAUAACUUGUCCUGCCAGUGGGACAAGUGCUCUGAGCGAUGCCCUUCGGCUGAAGCUCUUUUUGUAAGUAUUCUAUCUAUUUUGCCGCUUCCUUCCAACACAAGCUAACUCUCCGUUAGGAGCAUAUAUGUGAGAAGCAUGUUGGUCGGAAAAGCACAAACAACCUCAACCUCACAUGUGGUUGGAAUCAGUGCCGCACCACUACUGUGAAGCGUGACCACAUCACCUCUCACAUCCGAGUGCAUGUCCCUCUCAAGCCUCACAAAUGUGACUUCUGUGGCAAAGCCUUCAAGCGCCCGCAGGAUUUGAAGAAGCAUGUCAAGACACAUGCCGACGACUCCGUUCUCCUUCGCUCCCCUGAACAGCACGGUCAUGCAGGUCAAAGCUCUGGAUACAGGCAGGGUGGUAAAGCUACCGCCGGAGGCUACUAUGAUCACCAUGGUGCCCAGAUGCAUCCCGGCCCUGCCAGUUACGGCCACCACCCCGCCCAUAAUGGCUAUUACGCUCCUCAACAGCCAGCUUCCUACGGUCCAGUUUACUAUCCCGUCAGCCAUGGAGGUGACAUCGGCCAGCAUGCAGCUUAUGACAACCGAAAGCGAAAUUACGAUGCCUUGAACGAGUUCUUCGGUGAUGCCAAGCGCCGUCAAAUCGACCCUACUUCCUAUGCCCAAGUUGGCCAGCGCUUGAUGGCUCUCGCCGGACUCCCAAUCCACGGUGGUGGCAUCGCAGACUACAUGCAUGCUCCCUCUAUGGUCCCCGUUGAUGGUCAUCACGGAGGUCACGGCGGUCCAAUGCCACAACACCAAUACGCCCUGCCCUUGCCCAACUUGAGAACCAAGAAUGAUUUGAUGAACAUCGACCAAUUCUUGGAGCAGAUGCAAUCAACCGUCUAUGAGAACUCCAAUGCCGCAGCUGCAGCCGGAAUCCAGCAACCAGGUACUCACUACACUCACUCUGGGGUUAACUUCCGUCAAAGCCACUCUCCUCCUCAGACUGCUCUGCACGGUCUUGGCCACAUGGGUUCUCAUGUGUCCUCGUCUCACGUCACUGCUCCCAUGAUGGCUACCCAUUCAUCUCAAUCCACCUCAUCUGGCACCCCGGCAUUGACUCCACCAUCAAGCUCUGUCUCUUACACGUCAGGCCACUCUCCUGUGUCCUCUCACGGCAUGUCUCCUACCUCCAGACACAGUUCAACCUCAGCAGCCUACCCGAGCCUGCCAGCUGUCUCAAUCGGAUACUCGCCACACUCUACCACCGCUCCUACCUCUACCCUGGGACCAAACUUUGAUAGUGACCCUCGCCGUCGUUACUCUGGUGGCAUGCUUCAACGCAGUGCUGUGCCCAAGUCAGAGAUGAUGGAUACUUCAGACAACGAUUCAACCCCAUCACCAAAGGAAAUGACACCAACCAUUCGUACCUCCGUUGUUUCCAGCAAUAUCGAUCCUGCUCUCUCCGGUGUCACUUCUCCAAGCGCCCAGUCCGAGAGCGGUGAAUCUGCUAAGGACCGCGCCGAGGAAGCCUGGAUCGAGAAUAUCCGCGUAGUUGAGGCACUUCGCAAGCUCAUCCAAGAUAAGCUUGAGCGUCGUGAGUACGUUGAUGAGGAAGAUGUCUCGAUGAGCGGUACCGAGGGUGCUGAGAGUGCAGAGGUCAAGCAAGAGGAGAAGAGUUCAGAGAGCCUGUACCCAGUCCUACGUGCCGACGAGGAGUAGUUUGAUGAUGUUGAUGAUGGAUGAUACCUGGACGUGUGUAUAUGAUGGAAUGGUUUAUGGCGUUACGGACUUGGCUUGGUUGGUGCUUAUUUUGAUUUGAUCAAUACCACCCUACGGAACAUAGGCUUUCGCUUUGGCUUUUGAUUUGCAUGCAUGCGAGUCGUCGUCUACUUUUAUGGUUUUCGAGAUGUGCUCUUGGCUGGAGCUAGCUCGCUACCUUAUCUUCUUUGUCUGUACAUGACUUCCAAAAAUUUCAAACAACGUUACUGCUUCCACGAUCAUACCUGU
This is a messenger RNA of Cadophora gregata, 2330 nucleotides long. Its product is annotated as protein with putative role during mitosis. The transcript is spliced from 3 exons. The record is from RefSeq and is a predicted model, not a curated record. Gene Ontology annotation, cellular component: nucleus. Lineage: Eukaryota; Fungi; Ascomycota; Leotiomycetes; Helotiales; Ploettnerulaceae. Gene Ontology annotation, biological process: positive regulation of transcription by RNA polymerase II. The coding region runs from base 783 to 2042 and encodes 419 amino acids.